UCAAAUGUUAGGCUACUCUAUUGCCCUACAUUAGUAAUAAUCUAGCUUAUGGCCUGAUGAUCCGUUCUUUUUAUAAAUCUAUUAUAUCAAUGUCCCUUGGAAGGGACCGUCGGGUGUAAAGGGUUAAGAGAGACUUUUUGGAGAGAAAAAAAUUAUUCAUUCGACUGAUGAGCGUCCAGUACUAAGAAAUAUCAUUUCAGGAAGUCCUCUAUCGGUCGGUACAGCUUUUUUAUUGUCACAUGUCAACGUAUGUGUUGCAGAUCAACUGAAAACAGUUUUUGUUCGCCCAAGGCUAAACAUUUAAUCGAUUUUCAAGACGCUUUCAGCAAGAAUCACUUUUAUUUUGAAUACUUUUAUACUAUUGUUGCUUCUUAAGGAGAAUUCCUUUAAAAAUGGCAAUUUUUUUAUUUGCUAUAUUGAUCGAAAGUAAAAAAAUUUUUAUUCGACAUGUGGUAAGAGUUUUUUUCUACUUGUAGAAAUAUAGUAUAAUAGUAAAAGUUCUACGUACACUGUUGAGAAGAGCUAAACAUCCGAUGCGAAAUUAUGCUAAUUUUACUGAGAUCAACUCAGAUUUUACUUUAGAGUAUUACAUAUCUACCUGAAUGCAUGACAAUUAUCAUCGUCAUCGAUAAAUUGUAUAAGAUAAAUAAACAAAUACAAACAUUCGCUAACACACUGACUUCAAACUUGUUUGACAUUGUUAAAACUGGGUACCCAUCUUAUAACGAUAAUAAGUAGUUUAAGAACGGUCAACUUAUUUUUAUUUCUUAUUCUAGUGUUAACGUCAAGCCUGGUACUACAACAUCAAAACGCAAUGUAACCGACGACGAACAAUUUGUACGAGUGAAAGAUUCUCGAGAACCCAGCGAUAUGUACGGUGUUUCCCCACCAGAAACAGGUGCUAAAGAGCAAACGCGACCGAGUACCCCACCAACAAGAAGUGCCGCAUUCGAAGAAUUUAAGCAGACACGUGGCAGUAAUUUAAACAAAAUUUAUCAAGAAAAUAAAGAUAUAAUGUCAACUAAAAAGAAACAAUUUGCUGAAUUAGCACGUCGAAUAAAUCAGACUAAAGGCGAUAUUGAUAAAACACGAAUUGAUGCUGAACGAAAAAAGAAUGAACGUCUUAAUCUGGGUGAGUUUACAAAUGAAAAUGGUGAAACAAUAAUUGACGAAGAAGAAUAUGAACUAAUAUCAAAACUACAAGAAUUAAAAGCGGCUUAUCGUGUUGAUUUUGAUAACUGGAAAAUGUUAAAAUCAGAAAUUGCCUAUUGUCAAAAUUUAGUAAAUCAAUGUCAACAACGACUUGUUCAAGAAUUUGAUUCAUGGUAUAAUGAUUGUUAUUUACCAGCUAAUGAGGAUAAGACAUCAGCAGAUGUUGUUGGAAAGUCAAACGAAUUUCAAAUUUAUGAGGAUGCCGCCGAACGAUUUGAACGUAUGCAAAAAGAGUUACUGAUGAGUGAUUUAGAUAGUAUGCCGUACAGAGCAGCACAAAUGAAAACGAAUAGAAGACAUGUGUUUAAUUCGUCAAUUUCACAACCGUUGUAUAAAAAUGCACCGAAUGUUCCGAAUGCGACAGGUGGUGGUACAUCCUCAUCUUCAAAUAAACGAGGUGGUGUUGGAGCACCACCUCAAACAGUUCGAUAA
Didymodactylos carnosus is the source of this 1644-nucleotide messenger RNA. The record is from the annotation of a GenBank genome assembly. Lineage: Eukaryota; Metazoa; Rotifera; Eurotatoria; Philodinida; Philodinidae.